UCGUUACAUUUAACCUUGAAAAAAGAUAGUGAAGAAGCUUGCCAAGAAAUCAACAAAGAAUGUUUCGAAUUCUGGGGAUGCUGCGCGAUGCAAUAAUGGGAAUGCUAAUAGGAUUGCUAGAGCAGGACCUUCUACCGGACGUGGUCAUAAGAAGGAUUAUCCGCGUAUUCUUGGCUAGCCGUCUUCUCCACGGCUACAAACCUACACGCGAGCUUCAACUCUCCCAACUUGUUGAAUUUGCAAAAUCUUUGAAAGAAAUGCCGAUAUCCAUGAACACGGGCAAGCCAGAAGCAGAUGUUUAUGAAUUACCAACUUCAUUUUUUGAGAUUGUGCUCGGAAAAAAUCUCAAAUUCAGCGCCAGUUACUUCCCGGAUAAAUCAAGCAAGUUAGAGGAUGCUGAGAAAGCAACAUUGGAGCUUUACUGUAAGAGAGCCCAAAUAAAAGAUGGCCAAACUAUUCUUGAUAUAGGAUGUGGAUGGGGAUCACUCACUCUUCACAUUGCCAAAAGCUACAAUAACUGCAAAAUUACUGGACUUACCGAUUCAUCAACACAAAAAGCAUAUGUGGAUGAGCGAUGCCGGGAACUUCAAAUACAUAAUGUAGAGAUCAUUGUUGGAGACAUUAGCACAUUUGAAAUGGAAGCAACCUAUGACAGAUUAGUUUCUGUUGAACUGUUUGAGUAUAUGAAGAACUAUAAAGACCUUCUAAAGAAGAUAUCAAAAUGGAUGAAGGAGGAUGGUCUUCUAUUUGUUGAACAUUAUUGUCAUAAAAUAUUUGCACACCACUUCGAGGUAUCGGAAUGGCUCAGAAAAUAUGACUGGCUCAAUAAGAACUUAUUUAGUGCAGGAGGUGUGAUGCUUUCCGCAGAUCUACUACUUUAUUUUCAGGAUGAUGUUUCGGUUGUCGAUCAUUGGGUUAUCAAUGGGAAGCAUUUUUCGAAAACAGGGGAAGAGUGGCUGAAAAGAAUGGACAAGAAUUUGCCAGCCAUCAAGCAAAUGAUGGAGUCAACUUAUGGGAAGGAUUCAGCCGUUAAGUGGACUGUAUAUUGGAGAACUUUUUUUCUAUUUAUUGCAGAAAACUAUGGAUACAACAAUGGAGAAGAAUGGAUGGUUGCUCAUUUCCUAUUCAAGAAGAAAUGA
Molecule: messenger RNA, 1139 nt
Organism: Ziziphus jujuba (common jujube)
Lineage: Eukaryota; Viridiplantae; Streptophyta; Magnoliopsida; Rosales; Rhamnaceae
Product: pavine N-methyltransferase
Exons: 8
Coding region: 60-1139 (359 amino acids)
Source: RefSeq, a predicted model, not a curated record